Messenger RNA from Iphiclides podalirius (scarce swallowtail), 852 nucleotides. Lineage: Eukaryota; Metazoa; Arthropoda; Insecta; Lepidoptera; Papilionidae. The record is from the annotation of a GenBank genome assembly.
AUGAGUAGGUCAAUAAUUGCAUCAAGAAUGAUUCCGUUUCUGUUGCUGCUCGCGCUAUCGUCAGUGUGUGGCGACAACUGCUCGUAUGUCUACGAUGAGCUACACUACGCGAGGACCUCGAUAUUGACAAUCAAGGGUCUGCCGACCAACCUAGCCUACAACCCGAACAGGAAAGACCUGCACUUCACGCUCAUAGACCUGGAGUCGCUCCAAAGCGAGUCAAUGCAGACGAAGAUGGACCAGUACGUACUGAGGGAUGGGGAGCCAAUUAGGAUAGAGGACGUGAACGGGCAGGCGGCGGCGGUAGACGCGAAGAACGACAAGGUAUACAUCGCAAGCGACGACGGCAUUGGGCUGUUGAAUGCCACAGACAAGGUACAGUUCGUAAGUCUGAAGGAUGAGGAUGUCGUUCAGCUAUUCAAACCAUCGAACGUCGACGACUUAUACGCGGUGACUUAUCCGGACAACGAAGUAUUCGCCGUCGACCUCAAACGAAACGAGAAGCGGAAAGUGGAGUUCGUUCCGUGCGCUUACAUAAUAGCCGUGGACGCACAGGGGAACAUAUUUUACGAGUGCGACUCGAAGUACGUGAAGGUGCUGCUGAAGGGCUUCCGGGAGCCGAUCGAGUUUGUGGGCAUCGCGAAGAACUCGGCGAGGGCGCUCGCCGUGGACGAGAGCGACAGGGUGGUGCUGGCGGCGAACGACGGCCUGUACUGGCUGAGGCCGGACAGCGUGAUCCCGAAGAAGCUGAUGAGCUUGGAUUACGUGCCGUCUGGGAUCGCGUUCGACGGUGGCCACAUAUACCUGGCGACUAACGGGAUAAUCUACAAAUACACCAACGAACAGUGCCAA